This is a messenger RNA of Oncorhynchus kisutch (coho salmon), 5014 nucleotides long. RefSeq names its product ankyrin repeat domain 33ba (gene ankrd33ba). The transcript has 6 exons. The coding region runs from base 717 to 2303 and encodes 528 amino acids. Gene Ontology annotation, molecular function: protein binding. The record is from RefSeq and is a predicted model, not a curated record. Lineage: Eukaryota; Metazoa; Chordata; Actinopteri; Salmoniformes; Salmonidae.
AUCUGCUCAAACGAAAACGAAAUGAGGGAGGGCAUGAGGGGAGAGCCAUGGAGAGGAGGGGGCAGUUGGCUACGAAACUAAUCGGAUUAUGGGACUACAGUUUAUCGAGUGCCUGUUUUUCUACUCUACGCGUUAGCUGGGUGAGUGAGGCUCUUUUACUUUGGGUACUGCGUGUCUAUUGUUUUCUGUCCUAAUGAGGAACACAUUUUUUUCCCGUACUGAUGAUGACAUAACAAGAGUUGGCGUAACUCUCGGUUUACUUCGUGUCGGGAAAGGGGGAUGUUGACUGUUGAAUUGCACUUUAAAUCACGAACAUUUAAUUUUCUCACUGCUCCAGACGUGAUGGAAAAACUUUCUGUGUUUUAUAAAAUGAACAAAAACAAUCAACUUUUGACUCCGGUGAAGGCUACAACCCGGUGUAGUUUAGGUUGGUAUUCCAGGGACAGCGCAGCGAUAUGAUUUCAUGUUAAUUUCUCUCUGGGAUGCUGGAGUUGGACUAUUAUCAAGGGAAUAUUCCUCAACGGAGUAGGAUCAGCAGUUUGCCUGUUAGAUCACAUCACAACGAGUUGCCAAACCUUCACUGUCAUUCCAUUUCCAGGCUCUUUGCAAAGUUCAACUCAUACUCCGCGUUGAUGUUGGAAAAAACGUCCACGUGCUCUUCGCCCGAGAUCCCCCCGUUCUCCCCCCCCGAGGAGGACAGCCACCUAGGGGGUUAGAUGGUGCUGAUCACGGAUGAGAGAGACGGAGGUGGCUCCUCUACUACGGUCCGAGUCAAACAGCAGCAGCAGAACCCCAAAGGCGCCAGCGGCAUCGCCCAGGUCCAUCCGACCAUUACCGAGGAAUCACCGUCCUUAUCAGACGAUGACUCAUACCUCGGGUCCUGCGAGUCAGAGGGGGAUGAGUACGAGGAAAACGACGAUUUCUCGUUAUUACCGGACAGUAAAAGUAUCGCUUCGGACGACUCCUUUUACCCACCGGACGAUGUGUUCGCGGACAACGAGCGGACCCCCUCUCCACCGAGUCCCGAGCCGCUGACGUUCUUCCAGGCGUGUUGCACCAACAACGCCACGAUAGUCCGGAUCAUGAUCCGACAAGGUGUGGGGGUAGAGGAGGUGAGGGAGACGGAUAAAAACAACAGGACGGGGCUGAUGGUGGCGUGUUACCAGGGUUACGUUGAUGUUGUCAUAGCGCUGGCCCAGUGUUCUCACCUGGAUGUCAACUGGCAGGACAAGGAGGGGAACACUGCCCUCAUCACCGCUGCCCAGGCAGGUCACAUAAUGAUCAGUAACUACCUGUUGAACUACUUCCCUGGUCUGGACAUAGAGAGGAGGAACUGUCAUGGCUUCACUGCUCUGAUGAAGGCUGCUAUGCAGGGCAAGGUGGAGUGUGUACGAGCCCUGAUGCUAGCAGGAGCUGACAUGGAGAUGAGAGACUUUGGUCGUAAGCUGACCUCCAGAGAGUGGGCGCUCUUCACGGGACGCUACGAAACCGCCUGGGCCAUGACACGCCUCCUCUCCCGACCCUGUCCUUAUCAACUGUGUGACGCUUACAGUCCAGAGUGGCCUCAGCUGGCGUCUCUAGUAUCUAAGGCCCGGGAGCCUCGAGGCUGUAUGCAGCGUAUAUCAGACACCAUACGGAACGCUCUGACAUUCGCUAACAUCACAGAGCCUGACGACGAAGGAGUCUUAGAUCACCUAGUCACCGUGACAACAGCCCUAGGGAGCCCCUUUGUGGCGCUGGCGUGUACCACCGUGUGUCCGUCAAGCCCGCCCUGCGUGGGUAAACGUCGUUACUCCGUCCCGGAGAUCCUCCGACGCCAACGGGCCAAAGAACUGAAAACCCAGAACCCUGAGAGGCUCGACGACCACCGCAAACUCUUCCAGAAUUCACGGGUCACUCUGGUGCCUAAACCUCCAAAGGAUCGGCGGUCCAGCCUCCCGCCGCAGAACAAAAGCCCCACCACGACUAACCCUAACCUGGGUACGGUGUCUGGAUCUGGGGCCGUUUCCUCGGUGGCCCUGCGUAGAGCUAGCCUGCUGCCUCUGGGUAUGGUGAGACGUAGUAGUGUACGACCAGGGCUGUCCAUUCCCAAGGUGAGAAUCACUAAGGCCCCAACGCCAACCUAUGAACCUGAGAGAGUCCGCAGGAAGAGUAGCUUUAAAGACGGAGCGGGCGACUUCCUGCAGCUCCCAAAGUGGAGGUAUAAAGAACUGAAGGAGGAGAGGAAGAGAGCGGAGGAGGCAGAGAGGAGAAGGGUGGAGGUGGCCACGAGACGGCACCUGGCUGUCGGGAAGAGGAAAUGACACCACAAGAGAAAGUGAUGUCACUCCACCCUUUCCUCCACUGUUGCCAGGCCAGUAGAUAGUGUUCAGAGGGGGUUGGAUACUUGAAAUGUUUGAUGUUAACUUAUUUUCAUAUUUAUUUUGCUUUCUUUGGAGUAAAAGUGACAGCGCUUUAUUUUGUAAUGCAUUUCCUUCACAAAAUCAGCAGUAUUUUAAUAGGGUGAUUUCUGUAUUACCUGGAACUUACCCAGGUUACAAACCCAUAUGACCUGACUGACUACAGAUAAUGUUUCACUGAUAUAUCUGACACAUCACCAUUGGAAACUUUAUUGCCUAAAAUUGACACAAUAAGCGUCGGGAAGGGUUUGAAUGGGACAAAUAAGAAGUGUUACAAUAUUGCGUAGCCUAUACAACCAUUGAGUAAAAGCCUCCCAGCACGUCAAACUGAUUUACCGCCAAAGAUAAACAUAAGCUUUAUUUUAUAAGCAAUGGCAUUUGUCUGAGCAAUAAUAGUUUCUUUUUAGAUAGGCACCAUUGUAUGUUUAUAUUGGCUUUUUGAAAGCUUUUUUAAUUCUGUGAAUGUAUUUUGCAUAUAGAUUGUACUGAAAGGUUGCUGGAUCGAAUCCCCAAGCUGACAAGGUAAAAAUCUGUCGUUCUGCCCCUGAGCAAGGCAGUUAACUCACUGUUCCCCGGGCGCCGAAGAAGUGGAUGUGGAUUAUGGCAGCACCUCCACACCUCUCUGAUUCAGAGGGGUUAAAUGCGGAAGACAUUUCAGUUGAAUGCAUUCUGCUGUACACCUGACCAGGUAUCCUCCUUUCAUCAGGUAUUUUCAAUAAGAGAUAUAAAAGGUGGCUUUUUUAAAUCCCUUUUUAUUUUCUACUAAAGUAGACAUUAAGAGAAUGUGAAUGAAAUGGUUUUUAAAGUCUGAAAGAAAUAUCCCAGCACUACACUGUUGUGAUGUGACACUUAAGGGCUCUAGUCAGUCCGUAUCGCUGAAAGCAUUACGGAUUAUGCGAUAGACAUUAAGGUCAUUUCCGAUUGAGCCGACAUAUGCAGUGUUUACCGUGAAUGCAGCCGCUGCUAAUACGAGAACAUUGCUUUUGCAUCACUUCCAUGAUACGGAUUGAAUAGAGCACAUUAUCUAGCAUGUGGGGGGGAAACUGGAACAAUAUCCUGAAAUGUUUGCAUAUUAUGAAUGAGAUCUACAUAUUGCUACACUGACCUCAGAUCAGAGUGCUUAAUACAAACGUGUCCUUCGAUGACAAUAAGACAGAACAGAGGUCAUAAGAGUAAGGAACUAUUCCAUGUAACUUGGUUCAGACAUUUAAUAGAAAAUAAUUGAAGAAAAUAGCUGGAGGUAUGAACAUAAACAGCAACUGGAAAGCACUGAUAUUAUAUUAUUAUGGUAGGGAUUGAAGAGAAGAUCAUUUCACGGUAAUAACCCCAAGGACAGGACAGGAAGCUUUAAGUGCAAUCUUCAAGUGUGUCUAAUAGCCAUGGUGAUCAGUUGCUGUGGCGUUACCAGGGGGCAGUGGUUGGCCAAAUAAUAAUGUCUGUAAAUAAAUGGAGCGGGCUAUGCAGGAGUGUAACACUGAAAUGCUUCCCAGUGGAAGGUCAUCUUAACUUGAAAACGACAAAGUGCAUAUUUCGACUCGCCCCCAGACAUAUCGCUAAACACUCUAGCCAAAUUCUGUUUGCCCCAUCUCCUCAAAGUGUUCACUGGUGGAAACUCCCUAAACACUCUGCUUAUACAGUUGUUGUCAGAAGUUUACAUACAUUUAGGUUGGAGUCAUUAAAACUCAUUUUUCAACCUCUCCACAAAUUUCUUGUUAACUAUAGUUUUGGCAGGUCGGUUAGAACAUCUACUUUGUGCAUGAAACAAGUCAUUUUUUCAACAAUUGUUUACAGACAGAUUAUUUCACUGUAUCACAAUUCCAGUGGGUCAGAAGUUUACAUACACUAAGUUGACUGUGCCUUUAAACAGCUUGGAAAAUUCCAGAAAAUUAUGUCAUGGCUUUAGAAGCAUCUGAUAGGCUAAUUGACAUCAUUUGAGUCAAUUGGAGGUGUUCCUGUGGAUGUAUUUCAAGGCCUACCUUCAAACUCAGUGACCUUUUGUUUGACAUCAUUGGAAAAUUAAAAGAAAUCAGCCAAGACCUCAGCAAAAAUAAUUGUAGACCUCCACAAGUCGGAUUCAUCCUUAUGAGCAAUUUCCAAAUGCCUGAAGGUACCACAUUCAUCUGUACAAACAAUAGUACGCAAGUAUAAACACCAUGGGACCACGCAGCCAUCAUACCGCUCAGGAAGGAGACGCCUUCUGUCUCCUAGAGAUGAACGUACUUUGGUGUGAAAAGUGCAAAUCAAUCCCAGAACAACAGCAAAGGCCCUUGUGACAUUUCACAUUCUUAAAAUAAAGUGGGGAUCCUAACUGACCUACGACAGGGCAUUUUGACUAGGAUUAAAUAUCAGGAAUUGUAAAGAACUGAGUUUAAAUGUAUUUCGCUAAGGUGUAUGUAAACUUCCGACUUCAACUGUAUUUUUAGUUGAUGUGUGAACAAGUGUACACUUCUCUCAGGAACCCACACUGUUUUACAGAUUCACUAAAUGUUUCCAACACUGUUGGUUUGUUUGUUUGAGUGGUGAUGGAACCACAAGGGGACCAAAAAUAUCCAGGCCAAAUAUUCUACAUAAUUCUUGUUUUAUGGUGAAUAAAACCCUGACUGUUUUACAAGCUC